Molecule: messenger RNA, 1350 nt
Organism: Solenopsis invicta (red fire ant)
Lineage: Eukaryota; Metazoa; Arthropoda; Insecta; Hymenoptera; Formicidae
Gene: Mt2
Product: tRNA (cytosine(38)-C(5))-methyltransferase
Exons: 3
Coding region: 258-1337 (359 amino acids)
Molecular function (GO): methyltransferase activity
Source: RefSeq, a predicted model, not a curated record
CGCUUAGCCAAUCAAGUAUCAAUCAGAUUACCAAUCAGAGCUUCGGACAUCAAUGUCGCUUCUCUCUUUAUUAUCAGGACUCUAGUUACUACCUACAGAUCCGAUUCAAGUAGUAGAUGCUAACCUAACCUAACCUCUCUCAGCCAUUUUACUAUUUACGCAAAAUUGAACGAUUUGAAAUCCGAUAGAGAAUAAUCGCAAACAUUCGUGAUCGACGUUAAAAACAGUUUGAAGUAAAUUGGAGCAAAUCACUAAUAAUGAGGGUAAUGGAGCUGUACAGCGGUAUCGGAGGAAUGCAUUAUGCGCUCUGUGAGAGUGGAAUUGCGGCAAAAGUUGUGACAGCAAUUGAUAUAAAUCCUAUUGCAAACGACGUUUACCAUCACAACUUCCCGGAAACUGUUCUUAUAAAUAGAAAUAUACAAUCUAUUAACGCACAGGAAUUAAACAAGUUGAACAUUGACAUUAUACUUAUGAGUCCUCCGUGUCAACCUUUUACUAGAUUAGGAUUAAGGAAGGACACUCUUGAUAAUAGAAGUUGCUCCUUGUUGCACAUUUUGAACUUGAUAUCAGAUUUAAAAGAUUUAAAAUACAUUUUGCUCGAGAAUGUUAAAGGUUUUGAAGUAUCUCAAAUGAGAGACAAGCUAGUAGAUUGUAUAGAAAGUUGCGGAUAUAUUUACAGAGAGUUCAUAUUAAGUCCAUGUCAAUUUGGUAUACCAAACAGUAGACACAGAUAUUAUUUACUGGCAAAAAAGAAUAAUUUGAAAUUCUGUUUUGAGCAAUCUUCAUUGGAAAAUGAUUUGCUGCCUGAAUUAUUUGAGUUACUGCCAAAAAGUAAGCACUUGGCAUUAGCAGAAAAGAAAGGCAAAAUUAAUCCAAAAUUUAACAGAUUGUGUUACACAUUAGACAAUAUUUUGGAAAAUAUUGAAGAAUCAAAAUAUUUAGUGCCUUCUAAAGUAUUACAAAAGAGAGCAUGGGUGUUGGACAUACGAACAUCUGAGAGCAAUGGUUCUUGUUGUUUCACCAAGGGAUAUGGUCAUUACGCUGAAGGUACAGGAUCUGUAUACUGUCCAUUUACGGAUGAAAUAAUCAGAUUAAAGUAUAAUGAAGUUGGCAGUCACGAGAACGAUUCAGACAAACAGUUGCAGAUUUUGUCAGAUUUGAAACUUAGAUUUUUUUCGCCUAAAGAGGUAUGUCGAUUAAUGUGUUUUCCAGAAGAUUUUCAUUUUCCAGAACAUAUUACAGAUAAACAAAAAUAUCGGCUAUUAGGAAAUUCAUUAAAUAUUCAUGUAGUUAGCAGAUUAAUACUUUUAUUAUGUACUGAAAAUGAAGAUAUAUGAAAAGUCAAUGAAA